This is a messenger RNA of Thlaspi arvense, 1653 nucleotides long. The record is from the annotation of a GenBank genome assembly. NCBI's taxonomy places the organism in Eukaryota, Viridiplantae, Streptophyta, Magnoliopsida, Brassicales, Brassicaceae.
CCCAAGAGACGACGAAGAAACAAAGGAGAAGCUCUUCAGCUGAAGCGCAGCGAAAUCUCUAUCCCCCUCCCCUUUGAAUUUUCAUUUCUAUCAUUUUUUUCUUCGGCUAUGGAGAAAUCCGAUCAGGAUUUGGGUUCUAACCGGAACCUUUUGCCGCGUCAAUUGGAUUUCUCCGUCCCGGCGGCGGCUGUGGAGACGAAAAUGGAUUCGCUUCAUGAAAGUGGGAAGGAGCAGUCGCAUUCUGUUCUCGAUUCACAGUCGUCUCGGGAAGAUCAGAGAGAAGAAGACUUGCCUCGGCAGCCUCAAUCGCCGCCGUCAGGUGCCGAGGAGCAACAGCGAUUAGGGGUGAGCUCGCUGAUACCGCCGUCGUCUUCCCCAGUUAGAUCUUCGCAGAUAGAUUCAACGGAAGUCAGCACACAAGAUGCCACGCCGCCUCAGAAACCGCCGCUUCAUCGGUUUGGUCACCAGUUGCAGAAGAAUCCAUUGGCGAAGUGUCGAGUGAGGUAUUGUGAAUGCUUUGCGUCAGGAUCUUAUUGCAAUGGUUGCAACUGUUUGAACUGUCACAACAAUUUGGAGAAGGAGACCUCAAGACAAGAAGCCAUCACGGGUAUCUUAGAGCGCAAUCCGGACGCGUUCAAGCCCAAGAUUGCUGGUAGUCCUCAUGGCAUGAGAGAUUUGCAGGAGGAUGUGCGCCAAAUCCUGAUUAUGGGAAAGCACAGCAAAGGAUGCCACUGCAAGAAAUCAGGGUGCCUCAAGAAGUACUGCGAGUGUUACCAGGCAGGUGUCCUGUGUUCAGAGAAUUGUAGAUGUCAAGAUUGCAAGAACUUUGACGGAAGCGAAGAGAGAAACGCCCUUCUUCGUGGACCUCAAGUCUCAGAAACCUACAUACAACAGACGACCAAUGCAGCUGUGAGCCGCGCCAUCAACAUGUCUGGAUACCUGAACGCUCCUGAAUCAAGAAAGAGAAAGAUCAAGGAGGCUUCACACUCUGUAGCAGCUAGAGGUUCAUCUGUGGUUCCACACAAUCAGACGGUAAGUCACGUUAUAAGGAAUGGUGACACUUCUCUGUUUUCAGUCCCUAACAACAAAGCGGUAUCUGGAUCUACCACAUGUACUUACAGGUCUUCUUUGUCAAAUACUAUCCAGCCGCGCCAUGUCAAAGAGCUAUGUUCGCUUUUGGUCUCAAAAUCGGUGGACGUAGCCAAUAAACUGUCAGGCGCCAAAUGUGAAACAGAGAAAGGGAAGAAAUACGAGAAGGACCCUUCACUUGAUCCAGCCCAGGGAGAUGGUAACGAGAUCAAUGACUCUCCAGAUUGUGUCCUCGAUGCUGUUAGAAUGGACGAGAAGCCUAUAUCUCCAGCAACACGUGCAUUGAUGUGUGAUGAUGAACAUGUGAUCAUAGCAGAGAAAGAGACAUCAGCGCGAGUGAAAACAAGCCAAGAGAAAGAAGACGCAGACACAAGCUCGGAGGUUUACUUAGAACAAGAAAGACAGAUCUUGUCAAGCUUCAGGGACUAUCUCAUUCAGUUCUCGAACCGUGUUAGCAUAAAUGGAACAAAUACCAAAACCAACACAAAGCCAAGUAGAAGGGAACCAGAAGCUGAAGAACGAAGCCAUCGAGAUUCAAGUUUGGGGAAGGAAAAUGAGAUAGGU